AUGGGUUCGCGCACUCGCCGGCGUGCACACACUCAACAGCCCGUCCGAAUUGCGCCUCCUGGGCGAGAGGAGCGAGCUCCUCGUGCUGUAAACCGCCGACAUGGACUGGCGCCGCGACGGGUGGUUUCCUCUGAGAUCGUCCAUCGAGAUCCCGAGCAUGUCGCACAGCUCCUUCUGGGCCUCGGUCAUCGCCCUGAACUCGGAGGACUCGCGCAACAAGAGCAAGAACCGGGAAAAAGGACGCACUCGUACGACCAGACGGGAAGUCUGUAA
Molecule: messenger RNA, 273 nt
Organism: Fibroporia radiculosa
Lineage: Eukaryota; Fungi; Basidiomycota; Agaricomycetes; Polyporales; Fibroporiaceae
Exons: 2
Coding region: 1-273 (90 amino acids)
Source: RefSeq, a predicted model, not a curated record